This is a messenger RNA of Metschnikowia bicuspidata var. bicuspidata NRRL YB-4993, 723 nucleotides long. It is a transcript of the gene GDT1, whose product is annotated as putative ribosome biosynthesis protein. The record is from RefSeq and is a predicted model, not a curated record. The annotation marks the transcript as partial. The transcript has a single exon. Lineage: Eukaryota; Fungi; Ascomycota; Pichiomycetes; Serinales; Metschnikowiaceae. Gene Ontology annotation, biological process: calcium ion transmembrane transport; manganese ion transmembrane transport; Golgi calcium ion homeostasis. Gene Ontology annotation, molecular function: calcium ion transmembrane transporter activity; manganese ion transmembrane transporter activity. Gene Ontology annotation, cellular component: fungal-type vacuole membrane; Golgi apparatus.
UCUGAUGGUACAGAAGAAGAAAGCCACAAUUUCCAGUCACUCUAUAUGGCCAUUUCCAUGAUCAUAGUUUCUGAAAUCGGGGACAAAACAUUCUUGAUCGCCGCUUUGAUGUCGAUGAAGCAUUCGAAAUAUGUGGUUUUCUCAGCAGGCUUCUCGUCCUUGGCUAUUAUGACAGUAUUGCUGGGAAUUGUGGGCCAUGCUUUACCCGCAUUAAUCUCUGAAAGAAUCACGAAACUUCUUGCUGCUAUUUUAUUUAUUAUUUUUGGCUUCAAGUUAUUCAGAGAAGGUAGCGCGAUGUCGAAAGACUCAGGGGUAGGAGAGGAGAUGGCGGAGGUCGAGGAGGAAUUGCAGGCAAGCAAUAUGAAUAUUCAAAUGACGAGCUUAGAGGAGGGUGUGACCCAAGCACUUCCUGAGUCCGAGAAGGCAAACUACCUAUCUCAAUUGUCAAACUUGGCUUCCUUCAUUCUUUCGCCAGUUUGGAUUCAGGUUUUCGUCAUGACAUUCUUGGGCGAAUGGGGUGACCGUUCUCAGAUUGCAACGAUUGCUAUGGCUGCAGGAUCUGAUUAUUGGUUUGUUAUUUUCGGGGCCAUCAUAGGCCAUGCUAUAUGUACCGCAGCUGCCACAAUCGGCGGUCAGCUUUUGGCGACAAAAAUAUCCAUGAGAAAUGUUACUUUGGGAGGCGCCUUUGCAUUCGUCGUUUUUUCGGUUUUGUACUUCUAUGAU